Molecule: messenger RNA, 924 nt
Organism: Carya illinoinensis
Lineage: Eukaryota; Viridiplantae; Streptophyta; Magnoliopsida; Fagales; Juglandaceae
Product: MYB-like transcription factor 4
Exons: 3
Coding region: 151-768 (205 amino acids)
Source: RefSeq, a predicted model, not a curated record
UCUGCUCCUUAAUUUAUCCAUUCAAGGUCGUCGUUGCUUUGAAAACACUCCAUCUUCUCUCUGAUCUCUCUCUCGUAAGUUGUUUGUCAGCUCCUCGCCUCUUGCUCCAGUCUCCAUCUUCUCUGUGAUUAAUUGUUUGAUAGGGUUACAAUGAGGAAACCCUGUUGUGAGAAGGAAGGGAAAAACAAAGGAGCAUGGUCCAAGCAAGAAGACCAGAAGCUCAUUGAUUACAUCCGCAAACAUGGAGAAGGUUGCUGGCGCUCGCUUCCUGAUGCUGCAGGCUUGCUUCGUUGUGGUAAAAGUUGUCGAUUAAGAUGGGUAAAUUAUCUAAGGCCAGACCUUAAACGAGGCAACUUUGGAGAAGAUGAAGAGGACCUUAUCAUCAAGCUCCAUGCACUCCUUGGAAACAGGUGGUCGUUGAUAGCUGGAAGAUUGCCGGGCCGUACAGACAAUGAAGUGAAGAAUCACUGGAACACUCAUCUUAAAAGAAGACUGGCUCAGAUGGGCACUGAUCCCGACAACCAUCGCUUGGGUCUACGUCGUGUCACCCGUCCUAGCAAGCUGUUGUUCGUGUCGAAUAACCAUACAUACAAUAAAGAAGUGAACUCUCAAGCAGAUGAAAUUCCAGUACUCUUGAAUUCUGCUACCGACACAGAGAUCAUCAGCAACAGUACCAACAUUAGUAUGAUUAGCAGCGUACCCGACCUGAAUCUUGAUCUUACCAUUGGCCUUCCAUUUAUGGAGUCGAUGAAUCAAAUUUGUACAUGAUGAACAUUGUCCCCCUUUAAUUUUAACUUAGAGAAGAAGGAAUGUGGCGGACGACAGUACAUUAUUUUUACAUGUGGUAAAUUGCUGAUCAGGACAGAAACCACUGAAAGUUUUUGUUUGUCUCAAUGUGAAAGAGUUAUAAUUUCUUUCUGCAAA